Bombus terrestris (buff-tailed bumblebee) is the source of this 4913-nucleotide messenger RNA. RefSeq names its product angiotensin-converting enzyme (gene Ance-3). The coding region runs from base 127 to 2214 and encodes 695 amino acids. Gene Ontology annotation, cellular component: plasma membrane. Gene Ontology annotation, molecular function: metallopeptidase activity; peptidyl-dipeptidase activity. The record is from RefSeq and is a predicted model, not a curated record. The transcript has 13 exons. Gene Ontology annotation, biological process: proteolysis. Lineage: Eukaryota; Metazoa; Arthropoda; Insecta; Hymenoptera; Apidae.
CUUCGCAGGGAUAAAUGUACACUUGGCGUCGGCUACGAAGCUUUUAGCGACGCCAGAACGAAACGGCCGCUCGUCAACAAUCGUCGUCGCGUCUCAUCGUGCAUCUUCCAAGACCGCGAGAUUCAUAUGCCUGCUGCUCGAUCCAAGAUCGAACAGCGUCUCAACGGAGGAGUGACGCUCAAUCAUCGGGGGAUGAAAGGUCUCAUAAUGCGCGCUUGGAUUCUUUUUGGUUUACUCUCCCUGGUCUCUGGCCAGCUAGAUCUACCCUCUCUGAACGACGAUUCUCGAAACAAUCUCGGGAGAGGUAUUCCACCUACCGAAGCACAGCUACAAGAUAUUUUAGCCAGAUUAGAUUUCCUUGGUACCGAAAGAUGUAACGCCAAUGUGGCAGCGCAGUGGGCCUACGAAACCGACGUGAGCGAGUACACGCAGCUGCAGGCGCUGGAAGCUCAGAGAAUAUACGCAGACUUUCAAAAUCAAGCCUGGUUCUUGAUUUCGAAGAUCGAUAAGGAUAACAUUAGGGAUCCUGUAGUCAGAAGACGUCUCAGAUAUUUAUCUGUUGUUGGACCAUCGGCGCUUCCACCGGAUCAAUUGGACAGAUACAAUAGCGUGAUCAACGAUAUGCUGGCAGUGUAUAACGAUGCUAGCAUUUGCGCGUACAACGAUCCCUUCCGGUGCGGGCUGCGGCUGUAUCCAGAUAUAUCGCAGAUCAUGGCGAAAAGCCGCAAUUGGGAUGAGUUGCAGUAUGUCUGGGCAGAAUGGAGAAGACGAAGUGGGAUGAGGAUCAAGGACCUCUAUCAACAACUCGUCAUGUUAAACAAUGAAGCUGCUAGAUUGAAUAAUUUCACUGAUGCAGCCGAAUAUUGGAUGUUCCCCUAUGAAUCUCCAAACCUACAACAAGACAUCGAUGAAGUAUGGGAAAUGAUACGUCCUCUUUAUGAAGAAUUACACGCGUACGUUCGAAGAAAAUUGAGGGACCUGUAUGGACCUGAAAAGAUCGGCACUCAUGCUCCUCUUCCAGCUCAUAUUCUUGGUAAUAUUUGGGGACAAUCGUGGACCAACAUCAUUGAUAUCACGGUGCCGUAUCCAGGGAAAAAUUAUCUGGACGUGACACAGGAAAUGCAGGCCCAGGGUUACACGCCUAUCGAGAUGUUCAGGAUCGCGGAGGAAUUUUAUCUGUCCCUCAACUUGAGCGCCAUGCCUCCUGAAUUCUGGGCUGGUAGUAUAAUUGCGGACCCUGGAAAUCGACCUUUAAUUUGCCAGGCUUCUGCUUGGGACUUUUGCAAUCGUUUAGAUUACAGAAUCAAGAUGUGUACUAAGGUUACCAUGAAGGAUCUAAUCACAGUACAUCACGAAAUGGCUCACAUUCAAUACUUCUUACGUUACAGCGGAUUGGCUCGAGAAUUCAGAGACGGCGCCAAUCCAGGAUUCCACGAAACAGUGGGUGAAGCCGUUGCCCUCAGUGUCGCCACUCCUCGUCAUCUACAAACCCUCGGUUUGGGUACCAAGUUUAUCGAUGAACCUACAGCGGAUAUUAAUUACCUGUUCUCUUUGGCGAUGGACAAAUUGGUGAUAUUGCCAUUCAGCAUUGCGAUGGAGAGAUGGCGGUGGGACAUCUUCCGUGGUUACAUCACUAGGGAAGACUACAAUUGUCAUUGGCAUCGAUUGAUGGAACAAUACGCUGGAAUCAAGCCGCCUGUUUUGAGAACCGAGGAUGACUUCGAUCCUGGCGCCAAAUAUCACAUUCCUGCGAACAUCCCUUAUAUUCGGAACUUUGUGGCAGGGGUCCUUCAGUUUCAACUCUAUCGAGCAUUAUGCGAAGCGGCUGGACAGAGGAACGUAGACGAUCCCAGGAGACCUCUGCACAGAUGCGAUUUCUACAGAAGCCCGGAAGCUGGCAGGAUCUUGGGGAAAAUUAUGGAAAGAGGCUCGUCGGUACCGUGGCAAGACACGCUUCGAGAAGCUAUAGGGGACGACAAAUUGGACGCGUCUGCACUCAGAGAGUACUUCAGGCCUCUCGAAGACUGGCUGAGAACGGAAAACCUGAGAACCGGGGACAUCGUCGGCUGGUCUUACGACGGAGAUUACUGCAAGCGCAGCAUCGAGACUGCUGGUCUGCAGGUCUACGGAAGCGGAUUCUACAACGAAGCCACAAGAACGCGUGUGACGACAAUUUUACUAGCGAUUCUCUUAACAGUUUCGAUACUUCGUUAAUAAAGCAGAAAUUUAGUAGAACAGCGAGCCAGAUGUUCAAGCAUUUUUUAGGAUAUUUUUUAGCAGUGACGAUCAAUGCUUCUCGAUCUGUCAAGCAAUCAAAAACCAAACAAAUGACCAAAAUAUUUCUAGAUGAUUGUUUUCGUAUAGUAGUAUAAAGCAUAUUCUCGAUCGAGAACGAGCGUUCUUUAUAUAAAAUAAGAUGCGUCGAAUUGGAAACGUCGCGUGUACCCAAUAAUUAUUGUUAUUGUUGUAAAUAUUCACUACUAAUUUAACAGCGAUCCGCAACAUGGCAAUGGUACGCGUCUGCAAUUAAGCUCGCGUGCGAGCAGCACUCGUGUGAGCGCAUAAAUCGUUUCAGCAUGUCGGGGGCCACUCUCGUGUCGCGUACCUUGAAACGUCUCGGCCCCGACGUUUAAUAAAGACAAAGAGAUUUACGUCCUCCAUCGUUAAACGCUGCCAGCGUGCUUUCCAGACAGACACGAGUCGUGCUUUUCUUCUCUAGAACUCCAGCUUAGUCGUAGACCCACCACGAUAGUGGCCACGAUCAAUUCGUAAAAUAUCGUUUGAAAUUUUAUAAACUCGUAACGAUACAUUCUUAGCAAUUUUUUACAAUCUCUUAGAAAGUACGAACUUGCUUUUUCUUUUGUAUUAGAUAUCUUUUUCCAUAUUUACUGGAAACUUUAACAAAACGUCGGUCAAUGAAAUUAUCGUUUAGUAGAAAAUUUAGAAACGGACCCUUGGACUUUAUUCAAAGAUUAUUUUGGUAUAGAUAAUCAAGAUUCUACCAUACUUUUCAUUUUGGCUCUUUCGAUGCAUAUUUUACGCCCCAGUUAUCGGUAAUUCUAAUAUUAACUCUACUAUACCCAGUUGUAAAUAUAUGUACCUACGUAUAUAAAUCGUUCAUAGUUCUGUAGAUCGUGGAAUAUCGUGAGAAACAGAAUUAACGAAAAAAUAAGCUCGUUUCGUAAUUGCCUUCGCGACACGGUUCGUAAGCCACGUCUCAAACAAUUCCACAAUCGCGUAUCGUAAUUGGAAGAUAUUUCGAUCGCAAAUGGGAACGAGCUCGGUCCGUAACGAUCGUACGAAUUAUAUCGUUCGCUCGGUAUCUUUGCAAUUUUCAUGAGGAGAAAAUCAAUAUUCCGUAGUAUUAUUGGUAUAUGCAUUUUGUACCAUUAAAUGUCGACCGUGCCGUUAGAGCGAAUUAUUUUUACCAUAAUAUAUUCUCGUAGGAGAAAAUGAACGUGUAAACACGGAAAUCGAAAUGAACGAAGAUUGAAAUAAAUUUUUAGCGCCAAGUAUUUCCAGGUCUGUAGCGAUAAUUAGGCUUUAUGGGUGAUUUAAACACGCAAAAAUCUUUAAUAGAUGAUUUGAACACGUAUAAACGAUUAUUGAUAUGCAUUAGUAAAUAGAAAUUAAUUAAUUAAUUAAUUAAUAGCAGUCUAGUAAUAAUAACGGUAAUAGUAAUAAUGUGAUAAUGGCAAUGCUGCGUUUGAAAUUCAAGAUUUCAAACCACAAAGAAGAUACUUUUUUUAUUGUUCACCAGUCCACAAAGGGAGCCUGUUGUCCGCAACCCAUUAUUCCCGAUUUUCGUGGCUCUCACAGGAGUAGAAACGAGCCUCGACCAUCGAAUAAAAACCGUUUGACGGCGAAGAACCGAAAUUAGUUUCUCGGGUUACGUAAUUAAAGGAUCGCAUGUCCAUUCGCUGUAUCGCGGAUAAUCGCGUUAUUACGAAACCCAUAAAAAUUGUAAUUCCAUGGGGCACGUCUUUGUUUAACGAAUCCCUUUGUUUCAGUUUCCGAGUAGAUCUCAAUAUCGCUAUUGUACACACUUGUAUAUUCACUAAUCUACCUUGACAAUCUUUUCAUUUCUUUCAUCUAUGAUUUCGAGUCUUCGAUUAAAUAUUGCAACAUAAAUCGUGUAUAAUUUUAAUCAAGAAUGUUGGGCUCUAACAGGUAAUCCAAUGAUUUGUGAAAUUUAACAAAGAUACUGUUCUCUUCCUGGAUCUUUCCUUGAUACGUGCAGGACCGACAGCUUUCACGAGAACCGCAAUAGGAGACGUUAUUGUUCUUACGGGGACAGCUGCUCAGACAUAAUUACACAAAGGUGGUUUGUCCAGAAACUGGUUCACCCACUUGCGUAACACGAAGAUGCGGAAACCGAGUUCGAAAGAGCCGACGCUCGAUUGCGGCAUCAAACGUGCCUCGAUGCUUUUAUUCCACUCGUCUUGAACGUGUCUAGAUCUUAUCUACACCUUUCGAUGCGUCUCGAAUGUUACUAUGAUCGAUACCGUCUUAACGUUCAAGUAUCAUUAUACUUACGGUAGGUGAUGAUGUUUCGAUUAAUCUGUCCUGUGACGAUGGCUAACUGUUGUUAUUACACCUGACGAGAAAGCGAAAUCGAAAUGGAAACGAUAUUUCCUCACACUUUUCUAUAAAUUAUUUCUAUAAAUUAUUUACGAUCGGGCGAUUCGCAGAAAUUCGUUAGAUUUCUCCUCUAACUUGCUUAUACGCAAUAGAGAAAAUCACACAAAAUAAUCACCCUAAAAGAAAAAUAGCAAAUCAAAAAUUUACGAUUCUCGUUCCAUUCGAACUGCAAAUAUUUAUGCAAAUUUGUAUUUAUACGAACAUAAUAGAAUAGGUAGAACAUUGUAUAAUCCAUAUAAAUUUUGCAACAACGUGACACUAAUUCUGUGGAA